GAGUGUUUUUAUAGCGCUUGUAUUGGUCUCCCUGGGAGCGCUUUCUUGCAAACAACUCCCUGUACAGAAGUCUUUUUGGAAGGCGAUAGUCUGGCAUGUGGACUACAUGUCUCGCCCAUCGAAGUUGGGACCUUUUAACUGUUCAUGUCGGACAGCUCUAAGAUUUCUUUGUCUGUGUCCAGAAGGAAUGGGUUCCAUAAAAGAAAAUGUACUCACUCUUGAGACUUUGAACCCUAAUGUGAUUGAAUUAGAAUAUGCAGUAAGAGGUCCCAUAGUUAUAAGAGCAACAGAGUUAGAACGAAAAAUAGCAGCUGGUGAAACUUUGCCCUUCAAAAAGGUGGUGAAAGCUAACAUUGGUGAUUGCCAUGCUACUGGACAACAGCCUAUCACCUUUAUUCGACAGGUUCUUGCGCUGUGCACAUAUCCUUCACUGAUGGACAGCGCCGCUUUCCCUUCAGACGUGAAAGCAAAAGCAAAAAGAAUAUUAGAUAAUUGCAAAGGUCAAAGUGUUGGCUCGUAUUCUGACAGUUGUGGAUUGAGUGUCGUGAGAGAAGAUGUUGCAGCAUACAUUAGUGCACGUGAUGGUUUCCCCUCUGACCCCAACAAUAUUAUAUUGAGCACGGGUGCCAGUGAUGGUAUUAAAUCAAUCUUGCUUUUGCUACUUACUGGCAAAGGAGGCUCAGAGAGAGCUGGAAUUAUGAUCCCCAUACCACAGUACCCACUGUAUUCAGCUGUCAUCUCAGAGUUUGGGGCCUAUCCCAUUCCUUAUUACUUGGACGAGUCUGACAGUUGGUCUUUGAAACUAAGCGAACUGGAGAGGGCCAUUGGUGAGGCCAGGCCACAGUGCAAGCCUAAGGCCAUUGUGGUAAUCAACCCUGGCAACCCAACAGGCUCUGUCUUGAAAAAGGAAAACAUACAGGAGAUAAUCAGAUUCGCCAGGAAAGAAAAGCUUUUUUUGCUGGCAGAUGAGGUCUAUCAGCAUAAUGUAUAUGCUGAGGGUGCCCAGUUCUUCUCCUUUAAGCAGGUUCUAAUGGAGAUGGGAGAACCUUACAAUACAAUGGAGCUAGCCUCUUUCAUGUCUGCAUCUAAAGGCUACAUGGGAGAAUGUGGAUUCAGGGGAGGCUAUGCUGAGGUUAUAAACUUGUUACCAGAAGUGAGGGCACAUUAUUAUAAAAGUAUCUCAGCAAAACUGUGUCCACCUGUCAUUGGUCAAGCUGUCAUUGAUUGUGUUGUUAAUCCACCAGUGCCAGGUGAUCCUUCCUUUGAGUUGUUCCAAAAAGAAAAAGACUUUGUUCUGGCUCAGCUCAAAGAGAAAGCCACCCUUGUCACCAAACUGUUCAACUCUAUAGAGGGGAUAUCAUGUAAUGAGGUCAGUGGAGCCAUGUAUGCCUUCCCAAGAAUCUAUUUACCAGAGAAAGCCAUUCAGGCAGCUAAAGUAGCUGGCCAGAGUCCAGAUAGCUUCUACUGCUUUGCUUUACUAGAGGAGACUGGCAUUUGCACAGUGCCAGGCAGUGGGUUCAGACAAGCUCCAGGCUCUUUUCAUUUUAGGACCACCAUCUUACCACAGGUGGAAGAGCUGACUCAGGUGUUGACCAAGUUUAAAGAGUUUCAUCUUAAUUUCCUGGCAAAGUACAAAUAAAUGGCACUAAGAAAGAUGGGAUGAAGGAAACAGAUGGCGCCAUUGGCUUUCAGACAACACUUCUGUUGUAUAUAAUAAACUCUGUUUCCAAUCUAUUUUUUUCUAUUGCUAAUGUAUUCUAUACUUUUGCUUGAUGAUUUUUCUUGAUUGAUUAUUUUGAACAGAGAAAUAGAUUAAUUAAUUUGAAUAAAGAAAUAGAUGAAUUUAUGCAUUUCAACAUUCUAUUUUAUUUCAUUGCUAUGUCUGUUGGGACAUUGUUAAAAAGAUUUUUUUAUUUAUUUUUAAAACAUUGAAGAUAGUAUUUUUUUAAAACUAUCUUCAAUGUAAAAUGUUUAUAUUUAUUAAUUAAGAUAUUGUCCGAUACAGAUAAACAUAAUAACUGAAAUCCUUUUUAAUUAUUUAUUUUAUUGAAAUCGUUAAAAAAAUUGUUUUGUCUAAUUAACUAAAAUAAUUAUUUAUAUACUGUGUGUUCUCAGUAAAUCAGAAUAGUAAUGUAUUCUUCAGAUGUAUGACUUUAUCAUGUUUAAAAAAUGUUUGAAUAAUAGAAUUGCAGUGAGCUUACCACUACUCUCUUAUUGAUGCAUGUUAACAGUUGCUGUGUUAAAUUUACUAACUUGGAUCGCCAUAAUUGCUUUAGAAAUAAAGUUUUAAUUAGCCGAAUUUAUAAAGGCAUCGGCUUGGUGACAUGGAAUGAGUUUGAAGCCCUGUUAUUGACAAUGAAUUUACUUUGGAUUUCAUUACACGAGUCCAUGCAGUUUAAAUGAACACCACAUAUCUGUUGGAGACCUAAAAUAGUGUAGCUCUCUUCUAAAGAAAGGCUUUAAAAACAUGUUUACUUUUCUUCACUGCUCUAUAUAACUUUAUAUCAUUGUGGAAAACCUUUUUUUGUUUUUCACAUUGGGUGAUGGGUUUUAAAAAAAACUUGUAACCUAAAUUAGAUUCUUGUUGUAUGUUUAUGCUGUAAAAGACUUCAUGUUUUCUGACUAAUAGUUCUAGUACAAUAGAAAUUAGUUCAAGUUGGUUGCACCUUAGAUUCUUGCCCAAGUUUUUAUACUCAGCUCUAUAUAGUGUCAUUACUAAAUGUUUGUUGAGAUGUAGUGUCACUUACAGACUGAUGUUGUGCUUUGUUUUUGUUAACCAUUUUUUUAAAGUGAUUGAAGUAGAAUAACAAGAUUUGGAGCAUUAGGGAGGAUGUCUGUUGUUGUAUUGAUUUCAGUUUUUAGACACUUGAGAAUGAUUGCCUGAAUUGUGAAAUGUAUGUCUAGUCUUGAAAUUCCUUUCGGUGUGCUGCAACUUCCUGCAAGCUCAGCAAAGACGCAAUAAUUCAUUAUCUGCGGCACUUAAAUAACCACUUUGAUUUCACAAUUUCUCACAUAUUUUUUUUACGCGAAUCAUGCUUUUAGUCAAAAUAUAUUUAUUUUAAAAAAUAGUAAAAUGUUAUCUAAGCUCCAAAUAUAUAAAGUUUUCAAUUUGUUUAUGAUUAUAUUACAUAUUUUAGUAUUUACUUUGUGAUUUAAAAAAAUAAAUCUUUCAAUUGCUAAUGCUAAAACCAAAUGAAUAUUUGGUAGCUUCCAUCAAAGAAAUCAAAAUAUCUGACAGAUUUUAUAUAUAAAUCAUGUAUAUUUGACAUUAUUAAGCCUUGAAAGAUAUUGGUCUCUUGUGAUUUUCAUUCAAGUCUAUUAUUUAAUUAAUUUUGCUUUAAGUCAUGUCUGGUCUACAAUUAACUAAUAUAAUUGUUUGCAUUUGUAAAGUCAAAAAAAUUUCACUAAGUCAUUUUUUCAACACCUACUUUAUAUUCUACACAAACCAAAAUAAACUUAUCAAAGUAAGAAGAUGUCAUUUAUACAUCUACCUUUUGUUAAAGGAGCUUUUCCUUUAAAUGUAAUCAUUGUACCAAUGUUUUAUAGGCUCUUAUAUGAAUUUAUAGCUUUAUAGACUCAAGGUAAGCAUGAUAGUAAUUUUAAAAUGGCCUGAAUCUUGAAGAGGAAAACAGAACUAUCACCCCCACCAUCUCAUCUAUAGAAUUCCUGCACCAUAAAAGCUCCUAACAAUGCUUAGAUAAAGUUAUAAAGGCUAGACAUUGUGCCUGCUGGCCACAGAAAAAAUAACUGUUUUAUAUCUUUACUUAAAUGUAAAAAUACAUUUCAUUCAUCUCUAUGUCUUUUGCUUUUUACAUUUUUUCUCACCUUUUUGAAAUGUUUACUUCCCCUUUUUUUUUUUUAUUAAAGUCUUGAUAGGGACUUUUUAAUGAUAGUUUAUGACCUUCAAGUUCCCCUUUCAGACCUUGUGAUCUAUAAGGCAGAUGAUGUAAAGGUCACCUGUUUCUGUGGCCCACAGUUUAUUGUUAUCACCUUAGUUCAUCCUUAUUGAAGACUAGAGGUAGAUCAAUUUGUCAAUGCUUGUUGUCAUGGGAUGGCAAUGCACUUCUUACUCAGAAAAGUUUAGCAUAAAAAUGGCUUGAUUGGCAGAGAUGUUUCCACUCAGAUGCUGUAUUACUUGACUGCUAAUUUUUUUUUGUCAACUUUCCAUCCAUAUUAUUAAAGCCUUAAAUGUUUUUAGUUUCAACUAUGCAAAUUUUAUUUACUAUAGUUUUGUUUCUGGUGUACAUUUUGUUAUUAUUAAUACAUGAAUACACAACAAAACCACCGUCUACUACAUGUGAUAAGUAACUGAUUAUGAAAAUGCAUUUUAUUUUUAAUUUCUUUUUUUUUCAAAGUGAUAACAGACCAUGGAAGUCAGGAGAAAUUAAGUUAAAAAGUAACUUAAAUUAGAAGUAAUUUUAAAGAAAUUUAAAUUGAGUAUUUGCAUUUAAAGAAAACACUUCAUCAAAAUUAAAUCAAUUCAUAAGCUACUUUUUCUUUUUCUUAUAACUUUGCAUUGAACAAGACUUUUGCCACUUUAUUUUACUAAGUUCAAAAUCACAAAUUGGCUUCUAUGAUUGAUGUACUAGACAUAUAUAAUAGCCUGAAAGUAUUAUUAUACAUGUUUUUUAAAGAAAACUUAUUCACAAUAAUUCAAUUAUUCUUUUACAAAUUCUGAGCUAGUCUCUUUAAAAAAAUAUUUUUAAGACAAAAAAACUAAACAUUUCUGAGUAAAUUCAAUUAGAAAAUGUUUAUUUUUUUUUGUUUUCUUAAAAGUAUUUUUUUGUUUGCAUUCCCGUUGUGUUAUUUUUAAAUCUCGUAUACCUACAGACUUUUCUUUAAUAAGAAAUUGUUGGAGAAACUAGUUUGAUAAAGGCUUGAAAGAAUGAAUCAUUUUAAAUGAACUGAGUCACACAUUUUGAUUUUGUGGAGCAACAUAGGAGAUAGUAUAAAAUAGAACUUGAACAAAUUAUAGUAAGACUUUCCCAGGUUGAAAUAAUGUAGGAUAACUGAGCACAUAUAAAUGACAAUCAAAUAAAACUAUUUAUGCAUUUCAGUAUCUCAGCCAUCUCCAAAACACUCCUCUGAAAACUUGAUGCUGCCAUGUACCUCUUAUAUAUAAUAUAAAUAUAUAUUACUUUUAGUUAGGCUGUUUCGAAAUAUGAAUGUGAUAUUUAGAGCUGAAAUAUUUUAUUGUAUUUAGUGCUGCUGUUGUAUGGUGGUCUACUUCUUUGUCCUGUCUGGAAAGUUUCUUGCUGUUAUUUAUUUAUUUAUUUUUUUAAAUUUAUUACUUUGAUAGGCUUUAAAACUUUUGGAAACUUUAACCAAUUCAUUGUAAUCAUUUGCUGCAAUUUUGUAAACAGAUGACACUACUAGAGUGCUGUGUUCUAUUUAUAGUCUAGUCACCCUUUGCCUAUUGGAAAUGUUUAGUAAAAAUCCAAACACACCCUGUGGACUCUAGAACGUUUAUUUUUCUUACAACUCUUUUUUUUUUCUUUAUUAGCUCUUAAGCUCUGAAACUCUGUCCCACUCUUAACUUUUACAUAGUUCCUGUUUUUCAAGAACAAAAUUAGACCUGAGGGUCAUAAGAUACUAGUUAGUUAUGUUCUUAAUUAUUUUACAAGCUUUUUGCUCCAGUCAGAACUUCAUAAUCUCUGCUUAUAGAUGACAUUAUUCCUGGCUGAUUUCUGUUUUGUUUUAAUAAGCAUAUUGAUCUUUCAUCAUAAUUAUUAAAAGUGUUAUAUUAUAGAUUCAAUAAUCUUAUUUUAUGUUAUUUGAAUUGGUUUACAUUUGCUUUUUUGUUUAUUUUUAAGAUCCCAAUUUAAAAAUUAUUUUUUUUUAUAACCUUUGAAUGUUAGUUUAAUCAGUACUUUUUACUGUUUCUGUGUUGAGGUCACAAUGACCUAACCAUGACCUGCUUGAUAAGAGUAAAAGUAAUAAGCUACAUUACUUCCUCAUUGUCAGCAUGUUUUAAAACUUAGUUACUGAAUUCAAUGCAUAGUUUCUGACCAUGUGUUUAUGUAAGACAUGAUGGGAUGGCUAACUAGAAUCAUUUCAUUCCAUUAUAUUCAAAAAUAUUUCCAGUUUCUUGAAGACAUGGGUGACCACUAGAGUAUUGAUAAACUGCAUGUUCCUUGAAGACAUGGGUGACCACUAGAGUAUUGAUAAACUACAUGUUUCUUGAAGACAUGGGUGACCACUAGAGUAUUGAUAAACUACAGGGUUAGUUAUAUAUCUCUGUUUCCAAACAUGUCCUUCCAAUCAGGAGUUACACUCAGGAAAAAUGGACAAUUUGCUCACACAAUAACAAUGGGUAUCUAGCACCUGUUGAGUAAAACUAUUGUUGGCUUCACCUUAGGCGGGCUCACAUAGGUCUCACCAGCCACAUAUGAGGCUCAAAACCCUAGUGCUAAAUCCUCUUGUUUACCAUAGAUUUAAGGAUGAUUCAAUUACCUUUAUGCCGUUGGACCUCUAAAAAUAAAUUGUGUAUCACUACAUUUGUAUUACAUGGUAUGACCUGGGUGUAAUUGUGCCUGGUUAUCAAUGUUGACUUUGUCAUUGACUUCCUGAUUAGUUUAGACUUUGUGUCUUGUUGACCUAGUUGCUGAAACAUGUAGACCUGUAGUGAACAGUUUCUAAUGUUAUCUGUUGGUUUCACUUCAGAUAUAAGCGAGGAACUGUUUGUUUUGUCUUCUAUAGAUUUAUGUUGUUAUGUUGUUUGUAUCAAUUUGUCUUUCAUAUACAUGUCAAUGGUAGCUAAUAAAUACACUGAUGGGGUAACCAUCACUAUCAAACUGUUUGCCAAAUGUAGAGAAUAAUGUUUUAUUCAGCGAUUAAAAAGGUUGAAUGCAUUAUUUGAAGGAACAGACAGGCAAGCCUCCCAGUUUAAAUCCUCAAUUUAGUAAAAGCAAUGGUUUUGCUACGUGUGAAUGUUAACUGUCACCAACUUCUGCUGGUCAGUGACAUCAAAUGAAAUAAUUUAGUAUUUUAUUAUAUAUUAGUUAUUUUAUUUUUAUUAUAUAUUAUUUUUGGCUUUUUUGCUCCAGUCAGAACUUAAUAAUCUCUGUUUAUAGAUGGCAUUAGUCCUGAUUGAUUUUGUUUUGUUUUAAUAAGCAUAUUGAUCUUUCAUCAUAAUGAUUAAAAGUGUUAUAUUAUAGAUUAAAUAAUCUUAUUUUGUGUUAUUUCGCUUAGCCUUACAAUAAUUGUACUUCAACAAGGGACACAUUAGCAAAUCAUUUGUUUGUGGACUCAUGUGACCUUCUACUACUUCUGCUCAGUUACUCAAGAGCAGUCACUUGGGUAUCAUGUUGAGGCUGUACUUUUAGGAUACAUUAUUAUCUGUCCUUUAGUUAGAACUUUGAUCUUGUAGAGUAGAUACCAAUUAAUGUAUUACAUUUUCCGCUGUUUUAGAGAGUGGUGUUAAUGUGGCCUCGUACCAACAUGGGAUGGUAUCAGGUUGUGGUUUGCUAACAGCAUGUAGUGUGUAUCUCUGAUGUAUUCAGUUUCACAAUAAAAGCUUUCGAUGAAAA
Molecule: messenger RNA, 7529 nt
Organism: Biomphalaria glabrata
Lineage: Eukaryota; Metazoa; Mollusca; Gastropoda; Planorbidae
Product: alanine aminotransferase 2-like
Exons: 6
Coding region: 107-1639 (510 amino acids)
Biological process (GO): biosynthetic process
Molecular function (GO): pyridoxal phosphate binding; L-alanine:2-oxoglutarate transaminase activity
Source: RefSeq, a predicted model, not a curated record